ACUGCCUUUUCUAAUAACAGUGAAUUUUGUACACACUGGCAACUCUAAACUAAUCUUAUUGGCCGGCAAAAGUGAUAACAAAUAAAUCUAACUAAAAUUCUCUGAUAAGCAGACUGCCUGCCCGAAAUAUAAAUUACCGAUUAGAAAAUUUAAUUAAAGCCUACUUUAAUUAAUAACAAUAGAAAAAUAAACCAAGAGAAAUGGAAACAAACCAAAAGUUUACAUUUCGACGAGCUAAAAUCGAGGACAUUGCAGCUGUACGCCAGAUGAUUCAGGAACUGGCCGAUUUUGAGAAGAUGAGCGAUGGUCCAAAGAUAACAGAGAAAGACUUAAUACGCGAUGCUGGCCUCGAUGGAGGUCAAGAAUAUUGUCACAUAUAUGUGCUCGAAGUGCAAACUGAAGAGAAGCCUACACUGUAA
This is a messenger RNA of Rhagoletis pomonella (apple maggot), 419 nucleotides long. RefSeq lists its product as uncharacterized. The transcript is spliced from 3 exons. Lineage: Eukaryota; Metazoa; Arthropoda; Insecta; Diptera; Tephritidae. The coding region runs from base 201 to 419 and encodes 72 amino acids. The record is from RefSeq and is a predicted model, not a curated record.